Molecule: messenger RNA, 1383 nt
Organism: Clavispora lusitaniae ATCC 42720
Lineage: Eukaryota; Fungi; Ascomycota; Pichiomycetes; Serinales; Metschnikowiaceae
Product: fungal specific transcription factor domain-containing protein
Biological process (GO): positive regulation of transcription by RNA polymerase II
Cellular component (GO): nucleus
Molecular function (GO): DNA-binding transcription factor activity; transcription cis-regulatory region binding
Source: RefSeq, a predicted model, not a curated record
AUGACUAGAGUGCCUCAGGUUACGAAGGAUCACCUGGUAAAUGACGAUGUAACUUUACAGGAAUCUUCAAUCGAGCAUAUUCUAUCCAGUUUAGAUGAAGACAUGUUUGUCAAUGAUUCUAGCCGGACAACAUUGCAAUUGCUUUCUCAAAACGCUUCUAGUCUUAGAAGAGUUGAUCUUAGUGCACGAUUUGCACUUCCGUUCAAUGGAGUGGCUGAGCUUGAUGCUGAAGGUGCACUAUUCUUGCAAUGUUACCGGGAAAAGUACUGCAGUUUUGUUUCGAUUGCGCCGGAGAAGCUGAAUUAUUUUCUAAAGACCUUUUUCAGUCUUGCCAUGCAAAAGCAAUCUAUUCUCUAUGCAUUGACCGCAUGGGGAGGGUUUUUUUCGGAACUCAUCAAGCCUGAGCGCAACUUUUCCAAGCCGUGGUUUUACAUGCAAAAAGCAGCCAAGCUGAUAUGUGAAGAAAUAGGCAGUAAUUUAGAGCCGUCCAACAAAGAAGAGUUCUUCACACUUUUCGCUUUCUACCUUAUAUUUAUUGGCAUUGAAGUGUGCACGGGAGAUGUCAAGGUAUGGAUCGAGUUCCACCGCCGGUGUUUCCGGCUAAUCAAUUCCGUCGGAGGACUACUGUGUGUUGCUGAGCAAUUUGGUCACAGCAAUAACAUAAAGUGGUUGAUCUCAGACUUUCAAUUUCAUGAUGUGCUAUCUUCAAACGCGCUUACAGGAGGGACUCAUUUCAGUAUUGCUGAGUAUGAGGAGAUUCUCCACGAUGACAAUGAGUACGGUAUAGACCCUCUUCAAGGCACCAUCACGCCCAUAUACAAUAUUUUGGGAGAAAUUGCCAACGCCAAAGUGGAACUACUGAAAAUGCUGGACCGCAUUAAUGAGCUCGAAGACAGCGGACAAGAAGCAUACGUCGAGAGGGCGCAGUAUUAUGAAGAACUGGAGAGAGUAUGGGCAGAACUCAAUGCCAAAAUUGACCAGUGUAGUCCAUGGCCAUCACAUAUGCGAAUGUUGGCACAUGAUCAAAAUCAGCUCAGUCUCCACAUGGCACUUUUUGAACUCUACACAUAUGUGUGUCGAAUCCAGUUGGGUACGUCUAUUCUACGGCUUGCUCCUUCUUCCAUUGCCCAACAGCGACUUUUACUAAAAGCAUUAGUACUUGUGGAUUUACUUCUCGAUACGCCACUCAAUGUGUCACUCUCGCUCCUGCUUUUAGUAUGCGGUGUCACGUGCUGGCGGACAUACGACCGCGCCCGCAUGAGGUUCAGAUUUGAACACCAGCAGAACCCAGUACGAAAUAGGCAACUCGAGAAGGAUUCAAGAGGUUGUCGAAGGUGUUUGGUUAGAAAACCCAAACGGCGAUGUUUGCAUAGACUGGGCUGA